Molecule: messenger RNA, 1381 nt
Organism: Lolium perenne
Lineage: Eukaryota; Viridiplantae; Streptophyta; Magnoliopsida; Poales; Poaceae
Source: RefSeq, a predicted model, not a curated record
GGCUGGUCUCCUCGGUGGCCAGCUCUGUGCAAGAACACUUGUUCCCCUUCAGUUCCUCCUCGUUGUGCACAUGGCGGGCGGCCAGUUCUGUGCGGGGCCGCCGCUUGUUCCCGUUGGCCUCCUCCUCGUGAUCAUCGCCGUUAUUUGGAGAUCCAGGAUCCCGGUGACGAUCUAGAGGAGGAGGAUCUCGUGAUCUAGAGGAUCAUAGGAACUCAAGAUGGAGAUGUCGCCGAAUCCCCGGCUUCCGUUCCUCGCCAUGGUGCACUGGACAGGGGUCCAGAACCAACACCCUACUGCAACGACGCUGUUCAGCGUCGCCGACGCCAGGCCCCUCGGCGGCGGCGGCCAUGGCCUGGAGGAGGAGCUGAAGAACAAGUCCAUGUGCCCCACAGCGCAGGGCUGGAUACUAGUCCACGAUCACGCGGCCACGUACCUGCUGGAUGCUAAGAGCCUCCAAAAGAUCCAGCUGCCGCAUCUCGCGGUGGAGCAACGCCUGAUCCCGUACUGCAGCUGCCUGCUCCGAGGCGAGCCGACGGCUGCGGGGUGCCUCGUGCUCCUGGUCGAGCCCGCCGCCGCCUUCAUAUGGUACUGCCGCGUCGGCGACGGCGGCGAGUGGACCAAGCACCAAUACGACAUCGGGUCCGUGGGAGACGGGACCUUCAUUGACAAAAGCCUGAUCGCCCCGAUUGCCGCCUGCAGGGGCAGGUUCUACUUCAACGCCCUGUCCACCGAGACGCGUGUGCUGGAGCUACGCGCCGGAGCAGCGCCGGUGUUCGGCUCGGUGGCGACGGAGCGUGCGGAGGCGGACAGGUACACGCAGGCGAUGGUGUUCAUGCUGACGGCCGACGGGGAGGACGAGGAGGAGGAUCUUUACAAGGUCGUGCUGCUGCACAACGGAGGAAGCUUCGACAAAGCCAUGGUCUUCAGGAUGGACUUCUCCGAGCACCGGUGGCGCCUCGUCGACCAUCUCGGCGGCCGCGCCUUCUUCGUGGCCCAAAUGUACUUCGGCGCGUCGUGCGUGCCCGUGGCCGGCGGUGGGAUCCGGCAGGACUGCGUCUACUCGCUGGUUUCGGCCAAGAAUACUUACCGGAUUUUUAAUCUGAAAGACGGGACUUCAGAAGUGCACAACCUCGAACCAGAUGAUGAAGCGACGAUGAAAAUAGUCAGGAAAUCAAGACCAUGUUGGGUGCUGCCAACACAUCCAAGACCUUAAUUCUUUUGGUUUUUCGGCGUCUCGCUCGAUCGAGAUCUUCCUUUUAGUUGUAAUAAGUCGGUACCCAGCUGUAGUAGUUGCACCUUUCGAAAUUGAUAGAGACAAGAAAAUCUCUGUAUACUCAGAUUUAGGUUAAGAGUAAAUUACAAGGGCGGGUUGAGAAUUCAA